AUGGAUCAAGUUUGGGAAUUUUGUGCCGCAAAAAAAUGGAAAGGAGAAACGCCAGGAAUGUGUUGCUCGAAUGGAAAAGUUUUAUUGCUAGAACUGCGGGAACCACCAGAUGUCCUUACAAAUUACAUGUCAAACAAUGAUGCAGAUUCUAUAUAUGUAAAGAAAAACUUACGACUACUCAACAAUUCUUUACAAAUGACAUCGUUUGGAACAAUUCGAUCAAUCUCAGUUCAACAAGGAUUUAGUCCAACAUUUAAAAUCCAAGGUCAGGUUUAUCACAGAGCUGGAUCACUUUUGCCACUUGAAGGUGAGGAUGCAAAAUUUCUUCAGACUUAUUUCAUGGGUGAUGAACAAAGCGAAGUAGAUAAACGCUUAGUAAAUAAUCCUGGAGUUAGAAGGGAUAUUUUACCAAAAAUUCAACAAAUGCUACAUCUAGAAAAUAAAUAUGUUCGCGAUUUCAAGAAUGCUCUCGAUCACAUGCCCCAAGACGACAUGCAAAUUAUGCUUCGUGCUGACAGAACAUCAGCUGGAGAGCAUGAACGGCGGUUUAAUGCACCUGUUUUAAAUAAAGUGGCAAUUGUUAUUGAAGGAAAUGAAUUUGAACUGCGCGAUAUAAUGUUGCAUAAGCGAAAUAACCAGCUCCAAAGAAUAUCAGAGACACACAAGUCUUAUGAUGCUCUACAGUAUCCAAUAAUAUUUUCUCGAGGUGAAGAUGGCUACUAUAUUAGUAUCAAGCAAGUGGAUCCUACAACAAAACAGGAACAAAGGAAAACUGUAUCGGCUAAAGACUUUUAUGCCUACAGAAUAAUGGUGACAGACAAAGAUAAUCAUUUCUUGAAUUGUCGCCAGCUUUUUUCAUCAAUUUUUGGUUGA
Didymodactylos carnosus is the source of this 873-nucleotide messenger RNA. NCBI's taxonomy places the organism in Eukaryota, Metazoa, Rotifera, Eurotatoria, Philodinida, Philodinidae. The record is from the annotation of a GenBank genome assembly.